Molecule: messenger RNA, 9118 nt
Organism: Pundamilia nyererei
Lineage: Eukaryota; Metazoa; Chordata; Actinopteri; Cichliformes; Cichlidae
Gene: cdc42bpab
Product: CDC42 binding protein kinase alpha (DMPK-like) b
Exons: 44
Coding region: 1111-6561 (1816 amino acids)
Biological process (GO): actomyosin structure organization; peptidyl-threonine phosphorylation
Cellular component (GO): actomyosin; cytoskeleton; cytoplasm
Molecular function (GO): protein serine/threonine kinase activity; ATP binding
Source: RefSeq, a predicted model, not a curated record
GCAUCGAGCCGCUGGUAGCUGACUGGGGAAAGACGGCAAAGCAGCGAACGACCGGCGGUGCAAAGGGAAGGACGGGGGGGAAUUUAGGCUGUGUCCCGUAUUUGGAAUAAGCCAGGCUAGAGAAUACAGCUUCCCCCUGACGUGAAACGAGCUUUUCUGUAACCUUCAUAAGAGAAAAAAAGGAGCCGCAUUUUUUCUCCUUUGACGGCUAACUUACAGGCUGGUUGGAACUCUUGGCUAACCAUCGCGUUUGAACUGUGAAGAAACUAAAGAGACGUUGACGAAGAUUGGGAUUUAAAGAACAUAUCUCCCAGCAGUGAGUUGUGAAAACAAGGGGAUAUUUUGCAGUUAGAUAAAAAAUAUAUAUACACAUUGUCAGAGACAGACGGCAUUUGGUUGAGACGUGUUAACGCUGCGUGUUACAUGUCAACUCCCGGGAAAAGGGGGAAGUUGUGGCAUCAAGGAACGGAGAAAAGUAGCGUUAACGUUAGCUCCCUGGUUAGCUGAACAGCUAACCUAGCAGGCUGCUAAGCUGCUGUCGCCCUUCCAUUCCUGGAGCAGAGGAGGGGCGCUGGGGCUUUGUAGCAUUGCAGAUCUGGUUUGCAUUUUUUGGAUUGCUGCAAGAAUGGAGAAUCCCAAAUAUCUGUCUCAACUCAGGGAGAGGUUCUGAACGGCUUCGACUAGGUUAUUUUAAAUAUAUAUAUAUAUUCUCUUAACGCCAGAGGAGAGCAGAAAACUGCCUGCUAACGCUGCGAUUCCAACAAAAUCAGCCGGCCCGGAGCAGCCAGGGUCUGUUACAGGCUUACUUCUUUUCUUAUGCACCCUUUGAGGGGUUGGGGGGAUAGGUAUUAAAAAUGGGGAAGUGCUGCACGUCUCACCCAGCUUCAAGAUACUGGCUCUCGAGAGGAAGGUCAUGAUUAGGCGCAUUUUAACGCUUAUUUAGCACCGGCUUGGCCUCAACGCGCAAAAGUUUGAUUAUUUUUCGAGACGUGCAGUGGCGAGAACUUUUCAAGGCCCCCCUCUGCGCUGACUUCCAGGCCGAGGAGGUGUUUGCUCGUCCAACCCCAUCCAUCACCAUUGCUUCAAAAGGCCAACAGUAAGGAAUAGAACAUGUCGGGAGAGGUGCGUUUGAAGAAGCUGGAGAAGCUGAUCCUGGACGGGCCGGCUCAGUCUAAUGGCCAGUGCCUGAGUGUGGAGACGCUGCUGGAUAUCCUGGUGUGCCUCUAUGAUGAGUGCAACAACUCCCCCCUCAGAAGGGAGAAAAACGUCCUGGAGUUUUUGGAAUGGGCCAAACCCUUCACAUCCAAAGUGAAGCAGAUGCGCCUGCACAAGGAAGACUUUGAGAUCCUUAAAGUGAUUGGACGAGGAGCCUUUGGAGAGGUUGCAGUGGUAAAAGUGAAAAACACUGACAAAGUUUUUGCAAUGAAGAUUCUCAACAAGUGGGAGAUGCUGAAGCGAGCAGAGACGGCAUGUUUCCGGGAGGAGCGGGAUGUGUUGGUGAAUGGGGACUGCCAGUGGAUCACCACCCUGCACUACGCCUUCCAGGAUGACAAUAAUCUGUACCUGGUGAUGGACUACUAUGUGGGCGGUGACCUGCUGACUCUGCUCAGCAAGUUUGAGGACCGGCUGCCGGAGGAGAUGGCCAAGUUCUACCUGGCUGAGAUGGUGCUGGCCAUCGACUCGGUUCAUCAGCUACACUAUGUCCACAGGGACAUCAAGCCCGACAAUAUUCUGCUGGAUAUGAACGGCCACAUCCGCCUGGCUGACUUUGGCUCCUGCCUCAAACUCAUGGAGGAUGGGACGGUUCAGUCAUCUGUGGCUGUGGGAACCCCAGACUACAUCUCUCCAGAAAUCCUCCAGGCUAUGGAGGAUGGGAAAGGCAAAUAUGGGCCAGAGUGUGACUGGUGGUCCCUGGGGGUCUGCAUGUAUGAAAUGCUGUACGGCGAGACUCCUUUCUAUGCAGAAUCCUUGGUGGAAACCUACGGGAAGAUCAUGAACCACAAGGAGAGAUUCCAGUUCCCACAGCAGAUCACAGAUGUUUCUGAGGAGGCGAAAGAUCUGAUUCGCCGACUCAUUUGCAGCCGAGAGCACCGAUUGGGUCAGAAUGGCAUCGAGGACUUCAAGCAGCACCCCUUCUUCGCGGGCAUCGAUUGGGAUAACAUUCGCAUGUGUGAAGCCCCCUACAUCCCAGAGGUCAGCAGUCCUACAGACACCUCCAACUUCGAUGUGGACGACGACUGUCUCAAGAACUCGGAGACGAUGCCCCCUCCCUCUCACACUGCUUUCUCAGGCCACCACCUGCCCUUUGUAGGUUUCACCUACACAAGUAAAUGCACUCUGUCUGAUCGGGGUUGCCUGCGACAGCUGGGAGGUGAGCCGGGGAAGGCCGGGCAGGACAAGCUGGAUGUUGAAGUGCAGCGUAGCCUGGAGGACAGCCUGGCCACCGAGGCCUACGAGAGAAGGAUUCGCCGCCUGGAGCAGGAGAAGCUAGAGCUGAGCCGCAAACUGCAAGAGUCGACUCAGACGGUGCAGGCGCUGCAGCACACAGGCGAGGGCCCCCUCAGUGCUAACAAGGAGGUGGAGAUCAGGAGCCUGAAAAGCGAGAUCGACAUUCUGAAGAAGCAGAUCGCUGACUCAGGCCAGCUGGAGAAGCAGCUGGAGGAUGUGACGCUGGCUCGGAGAGACUUGGAGGACUCGUCCAAACACAUCAAGACUCUUGAGAAACAGAUGAAGAGCAUCACACAGGAAAGGGAUGACCUACAGAAGGAUCUCAUGGACGCCAGCGAGAAGUUGAAGGUUCAGUCUAAAGAGCUGAAGGAAGCCCACAGCCAGAGAAAACUGGCCAUGCAGGAGUUUUCAGAGCUGAACGAGAAGCUCACAGACCUCAGGUCGGCGAAGCAGCGCCUGGUUCGUCAGCUGCGUGACAAAGAGGAGGAGAUGGAAAGCCAGAAUCAAAAGGUGGAGGCUCUCCGCCUCGAGGUGCGAAAGGCCGAGAGGGCCAAGAAGGAGAUGGAGGCUCAGGUGGAGGAGCAGGCGGCCGAGGCUCAGAAAGAGAAGAAGCUGAGAGAGCGCAACGAGCAAUACAGCCGACAGCUGCAGGAGGAGCUGGAGGGGCUGAAGGUGAAGCAGGCUGGCUCCUCUGCUGCCCCGGCCCCGGCGGAUCAAACCCAGGAGGUCGGGCGUUUACGUGGAGAAAUGGAGAAGAAAACGAUGUUCUUCGAGGAAGAGUUGGCCCGCAGGGGGGCGCAGUACAGCGCCGAGCUGAAGGCGCUGCGUAAAGAGCUGAGAGACGCCGAGAGCCAACAGCUCAACCUGCAGAAAGAGAUCCUGAUGCUCAAAGACAAACUGGAAAAGACUCGUCGUGAAAGCCAAAGCGAGCGGGAGGAGUUUGAGACAGAGUACAAGCAGGAGUACGAGCGAGAGCGAGUCCUGCUCACUGAAGAAAACAAGAAGCUGUCCAGUGAACUCGACAAGCUAACCACCAUGUAUGAGAAGAUGAGCAGCUCCAACAGGCAGCUGGAGGAUGAGAUGAGGGAGCUGGCUGAUAAAAAGGAGAGUGUAGCUCACUGGGAGGCCCAGAUCACAGAAAUCAUCCAAUGGGUGAGUGAUGAGAAAGAUGCUCGGGGCUACCUGCAGGCUCUGGCCACUAAGAUGACAGAAGAGCUGGAGGGGCUGAGAAGCAGCAGCCUGGGAGCGAGAGCCACGGACAUGCCGUGGAAAAUGCGGCGUUUGGCCAAGCUGGACAUGUCUGCGCGCCUGGAGCUGCAGUCGGCCCUGGACGCUGAGAUCAGGGCAAAGCAGAGCAUCCAGGACGAGCUGAACAAAGUCAAGGCCGACAACAUUUCCACAGAAUGUAAACUGCAGGAAGUUGGAAGUAAAAACCAGGAACUGCUGGCUGAGAUCGAGCGUCUGAAAAAGGAGACGGAGGAGCUGCGGCUACGGCGAGGUGUCAAGCACCAGGAUUCCCAGAAUUCCUUCUUGGCUUUUCUCAACGCCCCCACCUCAGCUCUCGACCAGUUCGAUGAUUCUUAUUCCUCAUCCUCAUCUUCUUUAAUUGAGUUUUGGGAAGAUCACUCGCCGUCCGUCGGCCCAGCUAGCAAAGGCAGACGUGUGGACUCUGUGGAUAACUUCACCCCCUCCAACACGCCGUCUCGGGAAGAUGACCCCAAGUCCCACCUUAAGCCCCGCUCUCGUUCACCUUCCAUGGCUAGUGACAUGGAGCCAAUAGAGUUGAUCGAUCAUCCUCGCUCAGUUCAGACGCCCACCAUGCGCUCAGGAGGUUAUGGCAGUAUCGGGCGCUCCUCACCUAAGCCCAAAGCACAUCAGUUUGUAGUGAAGACAUUCAACACACCCACCAAGUGUAACCAGUGCACCUCUCUGAUGGUGGGGCUCAUCCGUCAAGGCUGUACGUGCGAAGUAUGCAACUUUUCCUGCCAUGUAACGUGUGCGGACAAAGCUCCAGCUGUGUGCCCCGUGCCGCAGGACCAGACCAAGGGCCCGCUGGGCAUCGACCCUCAGAGGGGGAUCGGUACUGCUUACGAAGGACACGUCAGGGUGCCCAAACCAACCGGGGUGAAAAAGGGCUGGCAGAGGGCGAUGGCUGUGGUCUGUGACUUUAAAUUGUUCCUCUAUGAACUGGGAGAAGGAAAAGCAACACAGCCAAGUGUGGUCGUCAGUCAAGUCAUAGACAUGAGGGAUGAAGAGUUUUCAGUCAGUUCAGUCCUGGCCUCUGAUGUCAUCCACGCCAGCCGCAAGGACAUUCCCUGUAUAUUCAGAGUCACGGCGUCCCAGCUGUCCCCCUCCAGCAGCCACAAGCCCUCCAUCCUGAUCCUGGCCGACAGCGACCAGGAGAGGACCAAGUGGGUGGGCCUCCUCAACGAGCUCCACCGCAUCCUGAAGAGGAACAAGCUCAAGGAGCGCUUCGUCUACGUCCCCAAGGAGGCUUACGACAGCACCCUGCCCCUCAUCAAGACGACACAGUCUGCUGCUAUCAUAGAUCACGAGCGCGUCGCCCUGGGCAACGAGGAAGGCCUUUUUGUCAUCCAUGUCACCAAAGAUGAGAUAAUCCGGGUGGGGGACAACAAGAAGGUGCACCACAUUGACCUGAUGCUCCAGGAGCAGCUGCUGGCGGUCAUCUCCGGCAGGAACCGCCACGUCCGCCUCUUCCCCUCGCAGGCCCUGGACGGCCGCGAGACCGAGUUCUACAAGCUGGCAGAGACGAAAGGCUGCCAGACCAUCGUGUCGGGUCCGGUCCGCAACGGCUCGAUCACCUGCCUCUGCGUGGCCAUGAAGAAUAAAAUCAUAUGUUACGAGGUGAAUAAGAGUAAAAUGCGUCACCGUCGGCUGCGGGAGCUGCAGGCCCCGGGGCCGGUUCAGUGGAUGGGUCUGCUCAGUGAGCGUCUCUGUGUGGGCUAUCCGUCUGGCUUCAUGCGCUACAGUGUCCAUGGGGACAUGUCCCCUGUCAGCCUGCUCCACGCUGAGGACCACACACUGGCCUUCAUCCCUCAGCAGGGCCUGGACGCCCUCUGUGCCGUGGAGAUCUCCAGCAAGGAGCUGCUGCUGUGCUUCAGUGCCAUCGGGGUGUACGUGGACUCGCAGGGCCGCAGGUCGCGGCAGCAGGAGCUCAUGUGGCCGGCUGUGCCCAUCGCUGCCUGCUACAACGCCCCCUACCUGUCCGUGUACAGCGAGAACGCCGUGGACGUGUUUGAUGUCAACACCAUGGAGUGGAUUCAGACCAUCCCGGUCAAAAAGAUGCGACCUCUGAAUGUGGACGGCUCUCUGAACCUGCUGGGGCUGGAAACCGUGCGCCUUAUCUACUUUAGGAACAAGAUGGCCGAGGGCGACGAGCUGGUCGUCCCGGAGACGUCAGACAACAGCCGGAAGCAGAUGGUGCGCAGCAUGAACAACAAGAGACGCUACUCCUUCAGAGUGCCCGAAGAGGAGCGACUUCAGCAGAGGAGAGAAAUGCUGCGAGAUCCCGAGAUGAGGAACAAACUGAUCUCCAAUCCAACCAACUUCAACCACGUGGCUCACAUGGGACCAGGAGAUGGGAUCCAGAUCCUGAAGGAUCUGCCCAUGAACGUCCGUGUUCAGGAUAGCCGAGCGGGGUUCAGCGGCUCCGUCAGCAUUCCCUCCAUCACCAAGAACCGGGCCGAGCCGGGCCGCUCCAUGAGUGCCAGCAGCGGACUGGGCAUACGCUCAUCCUCGCAGAAUGGCAGCGCUCUGCGCAGGGAGCUGUCAGGAGGAAGCUACGGGUCCAAACGCCAGACCAUGACCUCUCCUUCCGAGAGCUCCCUGUCCUCUGGCGGAGGGGUGGACUGCGGUGAUGCUCCGCUCUCACAGUUCGACAGAGAGUGGCAGGCAGUCUCACCGUCGGAGAAGACCCCCGAUCUGAAAAGGGCUUUAAGGACCCUGCUUAGUAAGAUGAAGGAUUCGGACUCCCCGCGCCACUCCACGGCCUCCAACAGCUCCACCUUCAGCAGCCCUCCCAGCCCGGCCUCCCCACACAAGACCAAGUCCCUGUCCUUGGAGAGCACAGAAAGGAUGGGCUGGGACACAUGAGCCCCCAGCGGUCCAUCCGACCCCCCUCACCCACCCACCGACUGACCCAUCAACGACCCACCCACCGACAGCACAGGACUCCAAAUUCUCCAACUCUUCCUUUUUUGAAUAUUGUUCCCUCACUGCCCAGAGAACUGCACCUCCUGCCCACCACUCCCUCCCAAAGAAGAUUUGUCCCACUUUACCCCCCCGCACUGUGUCUCAGCGUUCUUCCACAGUGGGGCCGAAACACUUGCUAGACAGCGAGGGACAAGCUAUCAAAUGCUAUCAGUGGUGUACAUGUGGGUGCUGAUGUUUGGCUUGUGUGUGUGUGAGUGUGAGAGAGAAGGUGUGUGUGAUGUCGGGCAGGUGAUGCAGGAACAGGAAGCUCCCAUUUUGGCUCUUUUUGGUCAACUUGUCGAGAUUCACUGAGAGACUCUUAAAAAGUCACGAUGCAAUCCAAAAAGAAGAUGAAAUAUUAUUGAGAGCAGAAGGUUUGUACUUGUACAUAGGACCCGCCGGGAUUCAGGGGACAGUGUUUUAAUUUAUUUAUCAAUCAUAGACGAGGAAAGGGGCUCUGCUGCUUUGUGGCCGAAGCAGACGGGUGGAGUUACCCCCCCCCCCCCCCCCCCCCACCUGCUUUCUCUCUGGGUGCUGCAAAAAGAUAAAAAAAGGAAUUACUUUUAUUUUUUGCUCCUGAUACUAAGUGCAGCGACUUUAUAACAUUUUUAAUUUCCACCAUCAGCAAAAAGCUCCAACAGCGGCUCCUGUGACAUCACACGACAAACUCAUUCGGUUCCCCAGAGCGAACGACAUCAUCAGGGGUGAGCGUCCUCCGUCGUGGACGCUCCACGUUGUCCAGCCAAAACUCCCGACACAGUCAUGUACAUAGGUUCAGAGUAGAGAGUAAUAUAUGAUAAGGAAAAUACUAUAGAGAACUACACGGGGCGGAAAACUCCUCCUUUAUUUUCCCGCUUUUGUUUGGAGUGAUUCCGGGUUGUUUCGCACUCGAAGCCAUUUUAAAACCACUUAUUUUGUUUUUACUGAUUUAUUUUAGAUUUGUUUGUUUUCAUGUUGUUUCUAUGACGUGUGCGCAUCCCUCCCCUCCACUUCAUAUGAGUGGGGGAAAAAAAGCUGACUUGUGUAUCGGCACUGCUGCCUGUACGCAGACGCACACACACACACACACACACACACACACAGGCGGUUGUUGCCUUGUUGUGCUCCUCUGACUGUUGGCGGUGUUUGAAAGGUCGCUGAGAUGAGCUCUGUUUCACCAAAUACGGACACAACAGGGAGGCGCCGCGACUUUGCUCGUUCCAACCAACGUUUUAAUGACUCGUGAAAAUUUGUAAGAGGGAUUAAAAAAAACGAGAAUGUAAACAGUGCGAGGAAGUCACACCUGGGUUUGUGUUCUGGAGGCGAUGGAGUAAAUGACCUCUGCCUGUUGUUGUUGUGUGACCUGAACAGGGCCGGAGCUCUGAGCCGCCUCCACGGCACUACUUUACUCUACUUUACUUUUCCUUUGUCAGUGGAAAGGCCUUUAAAAAAAUAGAAGGAGGGGGAAACGGUGUGGCAGCUUCUGGCUGCAGAGCAGGGCAUUCACAGCCAAAAACCUGUUACCUCUGUUCAUCUCCUGUAGGCAUUUUGACCCGAGGGACACGGCGGCGUGGCAUCAAAGAACCCACAGAGGGUUUGAGCCUCGCUCCACAUGAUUCCACUCGUCCUGUUUGUCAGAAAGGGAAAACUCUUCAGUGGUCAUUCCCCCGUGGAAACACAGCAAAGAGCUGCAAACGGCUCAUUCCAGGUGUUCUUAUUUUUAUUAUCUUUUAAUUUGAAGAGAGGUUUAGAGCUCCCAGCUGGUUUUACUCCAAAUAUCUUAGAACUUUUUUUAAGCUAGUGACUCCUUCGUUCCUGCGACGAGUUCAUCUGCAGAACGACGAGCCGGUGUAUGAGGUGUUAGCCAGGCGGCAUCGGUUUUUCAUUUUUGGCCAAUACUGUGCAGAAAAUCUGAUCCUAGAUGUCCCGGUUCAAAGAGAGCAAGAAGGGGAAACUCAGGAAACAAAUUUUCAGUCAGAUGAGCGCGAUCGAGGUGCGUUUGAUUCAUUUGAUGGAUGGGCAGCAGUAAGUGAGGGAAUGUGACCCGGGUGGAGGCGGCCGUGAGUAUUGGGUGACAGGUGGCUUCAUGGCCGAAGUGCCGCAAUUUAAAGAAAUGGAAACGCCUUUACAUUUCAGUGAGGUCUUAUCUCCAGUACCUUCUAUAUUGUUUUGCUCUUUCAUAUCAUAUUCCACUUUGUUUUCUAGGAUUGCUUUGUAAUAAUUUGUACAGUUUUGCAUGUUAUAGAUGUAAUCAUUUGUUUUCGGUUUGUCGUUUUAUUCUUUUUGGAGCGGUUUGGGUGUUUUACUGAGGAUAACCCACUACAGCUGAUGUAGAUUCUUUUUUUGCACAAAAAUAUUUAAGGUGUAAGGUCAAAACAAAAAUAAUGUAUGGAAGCGGCUGCCACACUUACGUGGAGAACUCAUUAUAUUAACCUGACUCCGAUGUAUUUCAAUAAAGCGGAGGGCUGUUACAAAUACA